Racocetra persica is the source of this 400-nucleotide messenger RNA. Lineage: Eukaryota; Fungi; Glomeromycota; Glomeromycetes; Diversisporales; Gigasporaceae. The record is from the annotation of a GenBank genome assembly.
AUGAAUUUCCAAAUUCUUAAUCUUUUUGUAAUUGUUUUUUCAAUUUUACUUACAUUAACUAUUACUAUUACUGUUGAUGCUCGCUUUAAUGAACAUAUUAAAAACCAUGCUAAUAAACGUAUCGCCCCACCUGCAAAACUAGUUGUGGGUUCGGAUCCCUGUGCAGGUCCUGGUAGUCAAGCAUGGAAUGACAAGAUGCUUUUUAUGCGAGGUAUAGAAAAGAAUGGUAUUGAUGAUGCAAGUAAAUGUUGUGGGGCAUGUAAUAGUGAUCCGAAUUGCAUUUCAUGGAGUUAUUUUCCGGCUCGAAAGAUCUGUUAUUUUGCUUACAAUCCAAAUAAUGGUACUGAUUUUUGCUCAUCAAAUUGUUUCGCUGUACCAUCCAAGUUGGAUUUUGAUGGCG